Mytilus californianus (California mussel) is the source of this 839-nucleotide messenger RNA. Its product is annotated as putative nuclease HARBI1. Bases 1 to 810 code for a protein of 269 amino acids. NCBI's taxonomy places the organism in Eukaryota, Metazoa, Mollusca, Bivalvia, Mytilida, Mytilidae. The transcript has 4 exons. The record is from RefSeq and is a predicted model, not a curated record.
AUGACAACAUUGAGAAUAUUGGCAAAGGGUGACUAUGUGUCAGAAGUUGCAGAUUUGCAUGGCAUUUCCAUUGCGUCUGCAUCUAGAGUAGUUCAUUCUGUUUGCGCUGCUAUUUGUGAGAGGAUUCAGAACAUCAAGUUCCCAAGAGAAGAAGCCGAACAGAGGAGGGUAAAAGAAAUGUUCUACGACAUCAGUAGCUUUCCAAAUGUAUUGGGUGCCAUUGAUGGGACGCUGAUUCCCAUCCAAGGGAUGUCAGGGGAUGAUGAGCCAAAUUAUGUGUGUAGAAAACAGUACCACGCAAUAAAUGUGCAGGCCAUCUGUGAUGCAGAAUUGAAGUUUACAAACACAGUUGUUAAGUGGCCAGGAGCCACUCAUGAUGCCUUCAUUCUGGCCAAUUCAAAUAUACCAACAAUAAUGGAGGAUCAGAAUGGAUGGCUUCUUGGGGAUUCCGGCUAUGGAUUGAAGAAAUGGCUCAUGACUCCCUUAAUGAAACCCAAUUCACAGCAAGAAAUAAGCUACAACAAGUCUCACUGCAAGACGAGGAACACGGUAGAGAGGGCAUUUGGUGUUGUGCUUAAAGCUCGCUUCAGAUGUCUUCAUAAAACCGGUGGAUCCCUCCAAUUCAACUCUCCUAAGUGUUGCAAGAUGAUUGGGGCAUGUUUCAGACUGCAUAACAAGGCUUGCAGUGAAGGGCUGCCAGUACCUGAAGAUGUGGACAUUCAACAGUUAGCGCAUCAUAACAUUAUCAAUGAUGACCAACAAAAUAAUGAGGCAAUCGCUAUAAGGAGGAGAUUAAUCCAGAGAUUUUGAGUCAAAUUAAAUUUGGGAAAACACUGAUU